Molecule: messenger RNA, 615 nt
Organism: Angiostrongylus costaricensis
Lineage: Eukaryota; Metazoa; Nematoda; Chromadorea; Rhabditida; Metastrongylidae
Source: the annotation of a GenBank genome assembly
AUGAGUAGCCUACGGAGUCAUCUGCUCAGAGAGCGUGUCGAAAGUGCUAGUAACGGUGAUUCGAUGUUGCAAACAGCCCCUACUCUUGGUAGUGGGAAUUUACACGAUGUAGUGAGACUUCCUGCUGGGGAGGACAUCAACGAAUGGCUUGCUGUAAACAUUAUGGAUGUUUUCAACCAAGUUCGAAUGUUAUACGGAACAAUUAUUGAUUACUGUACAAAUGAAAUCUGCCCGCAGAUGACGGCGGGACCUGCGUACGAGUAUUUCUGGACAGAAAACGACAGAAUCCUUCCCUGCUCUGCGCCGGUGUACAUUGAUUACGUCAUGGCGUGGGUACAGGAGCAGCUUGACGACGAAUGCGUUUUCCCAUCGCAAGUAGGUCGGUUGUUUCCUUGGAACUUUAUGGAAGUCUGCGAAGGAAUAAUGCGGCGUCUGUUUCGAGUGUACGCCCAUGUGUAUACUGCUCAUGCAGGGAGGUUCAGCGAAUUGAACGCGACACCACAUCUCAACACAUCCUUCAAGCAGUUCAUUCUAUUCGCACGCCAGUUCCAGCUUGUUCCUGUGAGAGAACUCGAACCACUUCGAACUAAGAUCGAAGAGUUGGUCGGAGCUUGA